CCUCACCAGACCGUCUACGGUGCUGCUGCAGGAGCUUUUUAAGCCUCACAUAUAAGACUCGGUUCUUUUGCGCACAUUUAAUCCCUCGCGAAAAGACGGAACGUUUGCCGUCUCCAGCUCGCUUAUUUACAUCGAGUCCCUGUCACUUUAAUGAAAACGUAAUUAAAAUAAUAUUAAAAUGUUCAGGUAGGAAAACGGAUGUAGUCAGUCGUUGUAAACCCGAGUUUGCCGGUUAAGGAAGUGAAUCUAAAAGCAAUGCUACAGUGCAGUAGCAGGUCGACAGCGGGUUUAGGAAUGACAGCAUUGUGUUUAAUCGCAGCUCUAGCAUUUGUUCUGAAAUCAGAAUGUGUUUUCUCUGAGAACCGGACUGUUGUGACUCUAAACAGCUCUCCAUUGCACACAGACCGUCAGAAUGGAAGUGAGUUUAUAGCGACUUCGUCUACACUGAAAAGCAAUGAAGACAAGUGUGCCAAGGUGAUGACACUGCCUGCCAUCCAGCGCUGCGAGUUUGUUGUGAACACCACAGACUGUCAUAUCGAGGGUGGCUUCAUUAAUUAUCCCUAUAUCACUUUUUGCGUUUUCCCUCCUAAACUCUUACUCCUUGUCAUUUUUUUCUAUGUUCUGUGGCUGUUGAUUUUGUUCCUUAUUCUUGGACUGAUUGCAUCAGAGUUUUUUUGUCCGAACCUCUCUACUAUCUCCUUUACUUUGAGGCUGACACAUAAUGUGGCUGGAGUGACAUUUUUAGCCCUUGGUAAUGGGGCUCCAGAUGUAUUCAGUGCCAUGGCUGCUUUCUCACGUCCACAGACUGCUGGCAUGGCAAUUGGAUCUUUGUUUGGAGCAGGCAUCUUUGUGACCACAGUGGUUGCUGGAAGUGUUGCACUGGUGAAGCCUUUUACCGUGGCAUCUCGCCCUUUUUUGCGUGAUGUCAUCUUCUACAUGGCUGCUGUCUUCUGGACUUUCAACAUUCUGUAUAAGAGAGAGAUUUAUCUGCAAGAAGCCCUAGGGUAUCUUGCAAUGUACUUGCUGUAUGUUAUAACUGUGGUGGUGAGUGCAUAUAUUUAUAACCGUCAGGCACGCACUUUGCAUGAACCGCUACCGAACUCUACAGAGUUUACCCAAGAGGAAGAGUGUGAGCCUUUGAUCUCCUUCACUGAGUCAACCAGUAGCAUUUUCCUGAGAGCUGUUAACCCCAUAGAUUCAAGGAGAUGGAGAAGGAUACACUGGGGCUGGAAAGUGCUCAAGAUCAUUCAGCUGCCAUUUGAGGUGGUGCUGCUACUGACAGUUCCAGUUGUUGAUACUGAUCAAAGGGAAUGUAACUGGAAACGCCCUCUUAACUGCCUUCACCUUAUCACUGGGCCACUGGUGUGUGUGCUUACCUACAAUUCAGGGACAUAUGGUUUGUACCUCAUUGAAGGAGAGUUUCCUGUUUGGAUGCUCACAGCCUUUGUUGGAGCCUUUCUCUCAGGCAUAGUCUACUGUUCCUCCACUAAUGAGCAUCGUCCUUUUUACCACUUUCUCUUCGCUUUAGUGGGAUUUAUAGUGAGUGCUUUGUGGAUCAACACAGUGGCUUCAGAAGUUGUAAGUGUGUUGCACCUGAUGGGCAUCGUCCUUCGUUUGAGUAAUACUGCACUAGGACUCACACUUCUUGCAUGGGGAAACAGCAUUGGAGAUUGCUUUGCUGACAUCACUAUAGCACGACAAGGCUACCCCCGAAUGGCCAUUUCAGCCUGCUUCGGAGGCAUCAUUUUCAACUUGCUUUUUGGAGUUGGUCUUGGGUGCCUUUUGCAGAUGAUCAACCUUCAUGAUGUUGUAAUGCUGGAAUCAGAAGGUUUGCUGUGUUGGGUACUGGCAGCAGCUCUGGGUCUCUCUCUGGUCUUCUCAUUUGUGCUCGUUCCUCUGCAAUGCUUUCACUUGAGCCGAGCCUAUGGCAUCUUCCUCCUGCUCUUCUAUGCUGCCUUUCUUACCAUUGCACUGCUUACAGAAUUUGGAAAAAUCCACAUGUAAACCUGUAUGCACAAAGUGCAGAAUUUUUAACAGUGUAUAAACAAUAUAAAAUUUCAGAAAUAUGUUAUUUUUAAGCAGUGCGACUGCUGAAUCUGGAUGAUUGUUUGAUUUUAUUACACACAACCCUUGUGGUAUUAUUAGAUUACUUUAGUUACUUGUUUUAUUAUUGUUUACUGCCAUUCAUCUCUUACUUACAUACCAGUAUAUGAAAAUGUUUUCAUAUACUUUGGAAAACUGUGAAAACUCAUUUACUAAGAAAUGUAUGAAUCUUGAUCACUUGAUAAAAUAAAACUAAAUUUGAUUA
Tachysurus fulvidraco (yellow catfish) is the source of this 2308-nucleotide messenger RNA. RefSeq names its product solute carrier family 8 member B1 (gene slc8b1). Gene Ontology annotation, biological process: calcium export from the mitochondrion; intracellular calcium ion homeostasis. The record is from RefSeq and is a predicted model, not a curated record. The transcript is spliced from 14 exons. Bases 256 to 2004 code for a protein of 582 amino acids. Gene Ontology annotation, cellular component: membrane. Lineage: Eukaryota; Metazoa; Chordata; Actinopteri; Siluriformes; Bagridae. Gene Ontology annotation, molecular function: calcium:sodium antiporter activity.